Psammomys obesus (fat sand rat) is the source of this 2177-nucleotide messenger RNA. RefSeq names its product homeobox B4 (gene Hoxb4). The transcript is spliced from 2 exons. Gene Ontology annotation, molecular function: RNA polymerase II cis-regulatory region sequence-specific DNA binding; DNA-binding transcription factor activity, RNA polymerase II-specific. Bases 212 to 1003 code for a protein of 263 amino acids. NCBI's taxonomy places the organism in Eukaryota, Metazoa, Chordata, Mammalia, Rodentia, Muridae. Gene Ontology annotation, cellular component: nucleus. Gene Ontology annotation, biological process: regulation of transcription by RNA polymerase II; anterior/posterior pattern specification; embryonic skeletal system morphogenesis. The record is from RefSeq and is a predicted model, not a curated record.
AGAUUUCCUUAUCCGGGAAUCGCAGGCCGGGUGGCCAUUGGCUCGGCGGAUCACGUGGGGCCCUAACUUUGUUCACUUGACAGUAAGUAGGAGGGCUCUCGGAAAACAGGAACACGAGUCAGGGGGUCGGAAUAAAUUUUUUAGUUAUUAUUAUUUUUUUUUUGGUGGGGGGCCCGGUUUCUCCCUCUCCCCCCCCCGCCCCGCGACAUUAAUGGCCAUGAGUUCGUUCCUGAUCAACUCAAAUUAUGUGGACCCCAAGUUCCCUCCGUGCGAGGAGUACUCGCAGGGCGAUUACCUCCCCAGCGACCACUCGCCCGGGUACUACGCCGGCGGCCAGAGGCGAGAGAGCGGCUUCCAGCCGGAGGCGGCCUUCGCGCGCCGCGCGCCCUGCACCGUGGCUCGCUACGCGGCCUGCCGGGCCCCCGGGCCCCCGCCGCCGGCCCCCCCGCCCCCCCCGCCGCCGCCCCCCGGGCUGUCCCCCCGGGCCCCCGUGCAGCCGCCGCCGCCGCCUCCUCCUCCGCCGCCUCCUCCUCCGGCCUCCUCCGGGGCUCACCUCCCCGAGCCCGGGCACCGCUGCGAGGCGCUCAGCGGCAGCCCCCCGCCGCCUCCCUGCGCCCAGAACCCCCUGCACCCCAGCCCGUCCCGCUCCGCUUGCAAAGAGCCCGUGGUCUACCCCUGGAUGCGCAAGGUCCACGUGAGCACGGUAAACCCCAAUUACGCCGGCGGGGAGCCCAAGCGCUCCCGGACCGCCUACACCCGCCAGCAGGUCCUGGAGCUGGAGAAGGAGUUUCACUACAACCGCUACCUGACGCGGCGCCGCAGGGUGGAGAUCGCCCACGCGCUCUGCCUGUCCGAGCGCCAGAUCAAGAUCUGGUUCCAGAACCGGCGCAUGAAGUGGAAAAAAGACCAUAAGUUGCCAAACACCAAGAUCCGCUCGGCUGGCACCGCGGGUGCAGCUGGAGGACCCCCCGGCCGGCCCAACGGAGGGCCCCCGGCACUCUAGUGACCCCCACCCACCCAAGCAGGAGCUAGAACCUGGGGGGGGGCGGGGGGGGCAGUGAGCACCGAAGGGGGGUGCGGGGCAUGGGAAGGGUCCCCGGGCUUGAGCCCAGAAAAACCUAUCUACCCUACCCCCCCCCAACUUUAUCCAUAAGGAAUAAACGCAGAGAAAGGGUGGGUAGGGGAGCCUUAUUUAUAGAGACGACAAUAGGGAGCCGGGUAACGUCCUCCGGGAGCAAGAUUGUCUUGCUUUCUUCCUUUAAAAAGAAGAAAAGAAAAAGGAGAGAGAGAAAAAAAGGGGGGGAAGGAAGGAAGGAAGAAAAGAAGAAGGACGAAAGGAAAAAAAGACAGAAAGAGAAAUGGAGGAGGCUGCCGCGCCUGGUUUUCAGCUUUGGUGAAGAUGGAUCCACGGUUCAUCUUUAAUCAUGCCAGGCCUUAGGGCCCAUCUGUCUUGUUUACUCUGCCGAGGAGAGGGUGAGCUUCGGUGGCGACCAUUACCUCGACACUCGGCUAACAAAUGAGGGCCGGCCCGGCCGCCGCCGCCGCUGCCGCCGCCACCUCUGCUGCUGCCGCUGCUGGACCACAGCCUGGAUUUUCUUUCUUUGUCCCAUUACUCCUGACACCCCAGCGAAUGCACCCUCUGACUGCCAGAUAGCGCAGUGUUUUGGCCACGGUAACAAACACACACGUAACUUCUCUCCCUGUCUGUGCCCACUUUUGGGGGUGGGCGAGGACUGCUCCCUCCUUUCCACCGCAGGCCUAGGAGGGGAACAGAAGGGGAGCGAGGGAGGGGUGGUUCCCGAAUCUGAACCCAAGAAAUUAAAAAAAAAAAAAAAAAUUGAGACACCCAGGAGGGCCUUCUGCCUGAAGGCCCAGCCAGGCCUGGCGGGGUGAGGGGCAUUUGAGUUUCAGUUGCUGGGAGUGUCCAUGCUGGUCCAUACAGCAGAGGCCUUGUCUUAGACUACAAAUGAAUGUGAAGUUAGGAAAUAAAAAUGCUGUGGCCCUCCGACCCUGGAAGGACAAUGUUGCAGAGCCCUCUCCCGUUGUUGCAUCGUUUAUUAUUAUUAUUAAUAUUAUUAUUAUUAUUAUUUUAUGUCAUGUGUGUCCUCUCUCCUGUUCUCUUUUCUGACAUUCCAAACCAGGCCCCUUCCUACCUCUGGGGCUGCCUGAGCCUAGAG